This is a messenger RNA of Rhinolophus ferrumequinum (greater horseshoe bat), 1453 nucleotides long. RefSeq names its product syndecan binding protein 2 (gene SDCBP2). NCBI's taxonomy places the organism in Eukaryota, Metazoa, Chordata, Mammalia, Chiroptera, Rhinolophidae. Gene Ontology annotation, molecular function: protein binding. The record is from RefSeq and is a predicted model, not a curated record. The coding region runs from base 123 to 1001 and encodes 292 amino acids. Gene Ontology annotation, cellular component: cytoplasm; plasma membrane. The transcript has 9 exons.
AGAGCAGGAACUCAGCUGGGACAAGGGCCACCACCUUCCAGGGAGGGAAACAGACUCUCUCAGCAGUGGCAGGAGAAGGACGUGCAGCAGCUCUAGCCUGCAGUGUGUUCUAAGGAGCAGCCAUGUCAGCCCUGUACCCAUCUCUGGAGGACCUGAAGGUGGACCAGACCAUUCAGGCGCAGGCCCGCGUCGCACCCAGGAUGCCCUCCCUGCCAGUCCAGGACACAGCUGCCUCCCAGCCUUCAGUUUUGUACCCAAACCUGGCAGAAUUGGAAAAUUACAUGGGUCUUUCCCUCUCCAGCCAAGAAGUCCAACAGAACCUGCCUCAGAUUCUAGAACGUGCCAGUACGCCGGUCUCGGACCCUUCGCCAGGCCAGGUGGUGGCGCCGGUGUCGGGGAACAGCGUGGGCACACGGCGUGCCGAGAUCAAGCCCGGGGUGCGCGAGAUCCACCUGUGCAAGGACGAGCGUGGCAAGACUGGGCUGCGGCUGCGGGCCAUCGACAAGGGGCUCUUUGUGCAGCUGGUCCAGGCCAAUACCCCUGCGUCCCUCGUGGGGCUGCGCUUUGGGGACCAGAUCUUGCAGAUUGAUGGGCGUGACUGUGCCGGGUGGAGCACAGACAAAGCCCACCGGGCGGUGAAGAAGGCAUCGGCGGAGAAGAUCGUCAUGGUGGUUCGGGACAGACCAUUCCAGCGGACUGUCACCAUGCACAAGGACAGCACGGGCCACGUUGGCUUUGUCAUCAAGAAGGGAAAGGUGGUCUCUGUGGUCAAAGGGAGUUCUGCGGCCCGCAACGGGCUCCUCACCAACCACUACGUGUGUGAAGUGAAUGGGCAGAAUGUCAUCGGGCUGAAGGAUAAAGAAGUCACAGAGAUUCUGGCCAUGGCCGGGAAUGUCGUCACCCUGACCGUCAUCCCCACUGUGAUCUACGAGCACAUGGUCAAAAAGUUGUCCCCGACUCUGCUCCACCACACCAUGGACCACUCCAUUCCAGAUGUCUGACGCCACUGGACGGCAGCUCUGUCCUCCCCGCCUCCUGUAGGAAAGGGCGUCCUCGACGAUGACAGGUUGCCGAGGCCUGCUGCCUCGGGGUGGGGAUGUCUUGACGGGGGCAUAUUCCAAGUGGGGUGACGUCAGAUCACGUCGCCUGUCGUUUAUAACACAGGCCUCCUCGGUGCCUCAGACUCUUCACUGGACUAAGGCGGGGGCAGGGCCUACAGGCAGCCGGUUCUCUGUGCUGGUUUAAAUGCUGGACACAUAGUCAGGCCGGCUAAACACUUCUUGGAAGUUGCAGCUGGGUCCCUUUCAAGAUUUUGUCUCUACCAGAAAAACAGUUCCAUGUUUCGCGAGAACAGAAAUACAUUCUUUGUGAGAAUUUUUCUCUUUUUCCUUUACUUGAUCUUUGUCACAAACUGUAUAUAUUUAUAACCCCACACUCUCUUUUGAAUAAAGAU